AACGGCAAUUUGUUGUGUGAAAGCAGUCUCACCUGAAGACUCUUCUACUUCUUCUUGUUGAGACAGAGGACGGACUUCAGUUCAGCAGCUCGAGGUGAUUUCAUUUCAUCUGCAGACAUUUAACAAACAACAUCAUCGUCAUCAUAUCUGAGAAGAAUCGUGAACAGGUGACCAUCAUCAGCUCCUCCACAGAGAAAGAAGAUGUCCCCCUCAGCGUCUCUGUCCCUGUUCGCUGUCCUCUGCGUGUGCGGUGUGCAACAGUGCCUGUGCUUCCCUAACGGCUCAGUGGCGUACUCCUGUGCCCACAUGAUGCCAGGACACCCGCCCUACAAACCCUCCAACAGCAACCCUCCGUUCACUGUGUCCACCUCCAGGGACACCUACAGGCCAGGGGGAGUCAUUGCAGUGACGUUGGAGGUGAACAACAGCAGCUCCUCCUACUUCGAGGGUUUUCUGUUACAAGCGAGAAGCAAUGACGAAGACGCUCUGCUGUGGCCUGUGGGAAAGUUCACCAACAUCAACACCACCAUGUUCACUGCACUGCACUGUAAAAACAUCAAGAACUCCACUGUCAGUCAGGCAACGGGAGACAGGAAGAAGAAGGUGGAGCUGACCUGGGAGGCUCCUAGCAACAGUAACCAUGGAGACAUUUACUUCAGUGCCACUCUGGUCCAGGACUACAGAACAUUCUGGGUUCAGCUGAACAGCAGCUCCGUGAGACGAGACACCAGCUCUGCCACUGGAGUCGUCUCCUCUUCAGUUUUUCUCUUCAUCAGCCUGCUGAUUCUCAUAGCCUUCAGCUGACAGACACAGACACACACACACACACACACACUCUUCAAAUGUUUUUUUAAGAUGGUGUAGUUACAUUAAACUAAAAUAUUGGACUAUAUCACAAACCUGCGAAAGAAAUGAAACUGCAAACAUAUGUCCAUUUUUCUUGUCCCUGCUUGCAGCCAUGUUUUAGUGCCAAUGAUGUGUUGGUACCUCAUAA
Molecule: messenger RNA, 994 nt
Organism: Solea solea (common sole)
Lineage: Eukaryota; Metazoa; Chordata; Actinopteri; Pleuronectiformes; Soleidae
Product: putative ferric-chelate reductase 1
Exons: 7
Coding region: 202-804 (200 amino acids)
Molecular function (GO): oxidoreductase activity, acting on metal ions
Source: RefSeq, a predicted model, not a curated record